This is a messenger RNA of Myxocyprinus asiaticus (Chinese sucker), 9070 nucleotides long. Its product is annotated as gastrula zinc finger protein XlCGF57.1-like. Bases 198 to 1478 code for a protein of 426 amino acids. Gene Ontology annotation, biological process: regulation of transcription by RNA polymerase II. Gene Ontology annotation, molecular function: RNA polymerase II cis-regulatory region sequence-specific DNA binding; DNA-binding transcription factor activity. The record is from RefSeq and is a predicted model, not a curated record. The transcript has 4 exons. Lineage: Eukaryota; Metazoa; Chordata; Actinopteri; Cypriniformes; Catostomidae.
GAUAGAAGAAGAUGCACAAGCAAGUAUUGUUGUAUGUUCAUGUUGAUUUUGUCAAUCCAUCUAAAGUCCUGAUUGAGGAAAGUUCUUUAGUUCAACACUUAUAUCAUCCUACAAUUGAAGAAAGAAAAGAAGGUGGUAUAUAAUGAGGAACAACUGCAAGUGUAACAACUGAAGUUUACUGGCAUACUAUUACAAAAAUGCAGUGUGUUAAAGAAGAGUUUAAAGAGGAGAGUGAAGACAUCAGUAUUACAGAAUCAUGCAGAAUUAAACAUGAAGAUACUGAGGAACAAAGAGAAUUCAACUACCUGCUGCAGUCUCUCCCUGUAGAUGUCCCCCUCUCUUAUUUCAAACAAUUUGAUAGCAUGGCAAAGUCCUUCAUAUGGAAUGACUUGAUACAAGUGAAAGAGGAAAGUCAAGAAAUGAAUGACGUGGAGGAGAAACAUCAGCAUCAUAAACUCAAUAAUAUGACUGGUGAAGAAGAUUUUAGUGGCUCAAAGACUGAAAAUAAUUUUUCACAAAAAAGAACUCGAAGAACAAGAGCCAAAAAUUCCUUCACCUGCUCUCAGUGUGGAAAGAGUUUCACACAAAAAGGAAACCUUAAAACUCACUUAAGGCUUCACUCUGGAGAGAAGCCUUUCACCUGCCUUCAGUGUGGAAAGAUUUUUGCAAAUAAAGGAGAUCUUAAGCGUCACAUGAGAAUUCACACCGGAGAAAAGCCUUUCACGUGCUCUCACUGUGGAAAGAGUUUCUCAGAGACAACAAGCCUUCAGAGUCACCUGCGACUUCACUCUGGAGAGAAGCCUUUCACAUGCCUUCAAUGUGGAAAGAGUUUUACACAGAGAGGACAUCUUUAUGUUCACAUGAAAAUCCACACUGGAGAGAAACCUUUUACAUGCCUUCAGUGUGGAAAGAUUUUUGCAAAUAAAGGAGAUCUUAAGCGUCACAUGAGAAUCCACACUGGAGAAAAGCCUUUCACCUGCUCUCACUGUGGAAAGAGUUUCUCAGUGACAUCAAGCCUUCAGAGUCACCUGCGACUUCAUUCUGGAGAGAAGCCUUUCACAUGCCCUCAAUGUGGAAAGAGUUUUGCACAGAAAGGAAGUCUUCAACGUCACAUGAGAAUUCACACUGGAGAAAAGCCUUUUGCAUGCCUUCAAUGUGGAAAGAGUUUCACACAAGCAGGGAAUCUCAAACUUCAUCUGCACUUUCAUUCUGGAUUAAAGCCAUUUAACUGUGAACGGUGUGGCAAAAAAUUUCUGCUGGAAUCACAGCUAAAGGUACACCUGAUUACUCAUGCAAAUGAAAAGCCUUACGUAUGUUCUUUUUGUGGAAAGAGUUUCGCUCGCUCGGGAAACCUGAAAAUCCAUGAGAGAGUGCAUACAGGAGAGAAGCCAUUCAAAUGCACUUCAUGUGAGAAGAGUUUCAGCACAUCAAGUAAUCUACUGACUCAUUUAAAAAAACAUUCUCCAAAACUGUCAUAAUGAGCAAAUUAAAUUUUAGGGCCAACUCUUAUUUAAUGCAACACUUCAUUCUUAACUAAGUCAGUCAACUUCAGUCAGUGUAUUACAUCUGGGCCCAUGUUUACAAAGAUUUUUAUCUUACUACUAGGAGUUCUCCAAAGAGUUACUAGCUAGGAGUUUUUGCUUAAAACCUAGCUUUCACAAAACUGCUAAGAGCAAUUUUUAUUAAGAAAAUCUUAAGAGUAUGGCGGAGUUGACCUCGCUGCUAUUGAUGACGUCACGUUUUAUGUGCAUGCUCUUUUAAAUCACCCCAAAUGAUUGGUAGACUGGCAUGCACUAUUUGUCAGCACAGACAGAUAGACUUUUAUAUAUUGUUUCGCUUGAUGAACACUUAAUCCUGUCUUGAUGUAAUGAAACAAGUGUGCAUCCCAUCUUCUACUGUAUCAAGGGAGCCCCAUGAUGGCUGUGAAUGCCACCUUAUUUCUCUGCAUCGAGUAAGCUUUGGCAGAAAAACAUAUGUUAUGAAUUGUCAGAUGAUGUACGGUCUGGAGUGGGCAUUUAUAGUUUGAUAGGUAAUUCUGCUGACCGAUGACAGAAACUCCCAAUUCAUUCAUGCUGCAGUUUCAGUUUGCCCUUGGCCAGGGAGUGCAGGAUUGUAAAAAACCUUUAUCUCCGUUGUAAUUGGAUUGUUUCAGUUUCAACUGAGUUUACAAUAACGAAAACAACCUCAUGAUUCAGGCGAUAACUUUUUAAAAAAGUCAAUGUCAUAAUAAUAUUCUAAACAUUGUUUUUAAUGUAGAUUGAUGACAGCAGGCAUGCUUUGGAUCAUAUGUGAGUCACUCUUAGAGAUUUAGGAGUCCUCAGGACAACUUCUAAGCUGUCGUGGGUUUAGGAGCGACUUUUAGCAUUUAAAAUGCUUCAUAAAUUCCUCUUAGAUUAAAAUUUUACGAGUCCUAAAAUUAGAAGUGACGCACCCUUAAUUUUUAAGAUUUGCUCCUAAAUUUCCAUGCAGCUUACUUUAACCUUAAGAUUAUUUGUGAAUACGAGCCCAGACGCUGUAAAUUGAAAGUCCACAAAGGUUAGGGACAGAAAAAUGUGGAAAAGCAAAUUCAUCCAUAUACACUGAGGGCCAAAAGUUUGGAAUAAUAUAUUGAUGUUGCUGUUUCGGAAGGAAAUUGGUACUUUAAUUCACCAAAGUAUCAUUCAACUGAUCACAAAGUAUAGUCAGGACAUUACUGAUGUAAAAAAACAGCACCAUCACUAUUUGAAAAAAGUCAUUUUUGAUCAAAUCUAGACAGGCCCCAUUUCCAGCAGCCAUCACUCCAACACCUUAUCCUUGAGUAAUCAUGAUAAAUUGCUAAUUUGGUCCUAGAAAAUCACUUGCCAUUAUAUCAAACACAGUUGAAAGCUAUUUGGUUUGUUAAAUGAAGUUUAACAUUGUCUUUGUGUUUGUUUUUGAGUUGCCACAGUAUGCAAUAGACUGGCAUGUCUUAAGGUCAAUAUUAAUUCAAAAAUGGCAAAAAAGAAACAGCUUUCUCUAGAAACUCGUCAGUCAAUCAUUAUUUUGAGGAAUGAAGGCUAUACAAUGCUUGAAAUUGCCAAAAAACUGAAGAUUUCAUACAAAGGUGUACACUACAGUCUUCAAAGACAAAGGACAACUGACUCUAACAAGGACAGAAAGAGAUGUGGAAGGCCAGAUGUACAAAUAAACAAGAGGCUAAGUACAUCAGAGUCUCUAGUUUGAGAAAUAGACGCCUCACAUGUCCUCAGCUGACAGCUUCAUUGAAUUCUACACGCUCAACACCAGUUUCAUGUACAACAGUAAAGAGAAGACUCAGGGGAAGAAUUGCAAAGAAAAAAACAGGAAAAAAAAGAGAAAAGGUUAGAGUGGGCAAAGAAACACAGACAUUGGACAACAGAUAAUUGGAAAAGAGUGUUAUGGAUCUUAACCCCAUUGAGCUUUUGUGUGAUCAGCUAGAUUGUAAGGUGUGUGAGAAGUGCCCGACAAGACAGCCACAUCUAUGGCAAGUACUACAGGAAGCGUGGGGUGAAAUGUCACCUGAGUAUCUGGACAAACUGACAGCUAGAAUAACAAGGAUCUGUAAAGCUGUCAUUGCUGCAUGUGGACGAUUGUUUUGAUGAGAACACUUUGAAGUAGUUUAAGAAGUUCUGAUUUAUUUUUUUUUUUGAAAUUGUAAUAGUAAUUUUUCACUUUAUUAAUGUCCUGACUAUACAUUGUGAUCAGUUGAAUGCCACUUUGGUGAAUAAAAAUACCAAUUUCUUUCCAUAAGAGCAAAACCUGUACAUUAUUCAAAAUUUUUGGCCCUCAGUGUAAAUGAUCAUAAUCUUGUUUUUUUCCUUAGAAAUCCUAUAUUUUUUGUGCAUUAUCACAUUGAGAAUCAGUGGGUUCAACCAAAAGCAGAAAAAUUUGCUUUUUAUGGAGUUCAGGUGAAAAUGAGGUGCAUUUCAAAUUGUUCAAGUGCAGGCAGAAAGCACACUGGAGGUUAAGUCAUCCACUAAAUAGGGAGCAAUAGAGCAUCAUAUAGCUUUCCUAUGCAGCUAAGUGCAUUCACUGCAAACAUCUGGUAAAGUUCAGUUUCAGGCUGCAGCUGAUGUUUGGACCACUCAACAUCUUUGGCAUGGGAUAAUGGUAAUCAGUUCAUAGAUCCACAAUUUAUAUAUAGUAUAUAGUUUUAUUUUAACAUGGUUGGCAAUGAUUGGAUGAUGCUGGCCAUUACUUUGAAUCAUAAUUAAGGUAAUUUCUGAGUGUACAAAAUACUUUGUAUUGUAAAAUGCUUUGCAACAUAUUUUCAAGUCAUUUUUAUUUGUUUAUUUUUUAUUUAUUUGUGCUUUUCCUAAUACACAUUGUUCCUAAGCAGCUUUACAGAAAAUCAGCUGGAAAGUCUCUAACAUCUCAUAAACAUGAAUUACCAACACUUCUGGAAACAUAAUAAACAAUUUGAUUAAAACAAAUCUCAGAAGGUUAAAUGUUGAAUUGGGCUUCUACAAGCAUUGUAUGGUAAAACUUUAUAGUUUUAUGUACUUAAAUCUUUUUAAAUUUAAGUAUGCUUUUUGUUUAGGACACUCUCACUCCUAAACUGAUGCAGUUCCUUCAUUAUUGCUGGUGAAGACUGCUUUAUAAUCCUCGUUUCAUUAAGACUUAUAAGCACGCUAUUUUUAUUAAUCCAUGGUGACUUGUGGAUUCUGAGCUCUCCUGAGAAUGCCUUUGAGUUUACCAUAAACAAAUAUAAGCUGAGUUUCAAACUCAGGGUUGAGUGAACUAACUCCAAACUGGCAAUCUGGUACCAGUAACCAUGAGUGAGCAAUGUGUGGUACAAUCAAGUUGAGUUCAGGGUUUAUGUCAGAGUUGAUUAACUCUGCUUUCUGGAAUAGCCUACAGAUCUUUUAAUUAUGGCCAGAAGACAACUGUACAACAGAAUAUCCCAGAUGAUCAGUUAUCCGCAGUUCUUAUUGAACCAAACAAAUUCUUAUUUCUUAGUUAGGUUAGUCUUAUUAAAAAAAACACAAAAAAAACCAUACCUGUUUCUGUAUAUCUCGGCACAACCCAUUCUAUGCAAAUAAGGGGCAUCCACCUGUUCUCUAACCCCCAGUUAUCUUUGUCCUGUCUCCCUCUGGUGUCACAGUUUGACAGUGACUUUAGAAAGAUGAGUAAUAUACACAUUAUUUGAGCUCACAUUCUAUAAUAUUUUAUUUGUUAUAAUUAUGUACAGUUGAUUAUUUUUCUCACCCACAUUUUUUGAGAAGGCCUCCUCCUCCCUUGUCUCCUCAGAGAAAAUGCCACUUUCCCCACACCUAGGGUAUCCUAGUCGGUAAAGACGUCCAGUUCGUGAAUGAAUCCUUCGUGAAAAGCAACAAACGCAGAAUCGAACCCGGGUCAACACACCAGCGUUACACCCCACGCCACUGCAUCGACACUUACAAAACGCUGUUUGCAGGUACUAUUUACACCUGGAUGCAAAUAGUCACUCCAAAAAAUAAUCAGGGACUAUGUUUACAUGAACACCAGUAAGCAGCUUAUAGCGAGAAAGCGGGUUAUAUCGUACACUGUUUAAGCGGCGAACUCGUACUCCCGUAUACAUGCGGCUUUGUCAGUAAGCGGCUUUCUCCGAAGCAGUGUAAUUUCCCCACAACGCUUUUGUAAAUAACAAACAUGACACUCGAGGAAGACUUUAUUUUAUUCUCCGUUGCUUAACUUUGUGAAGAUUUUAAGAAUUAGAAUUGCUGUAUUUUUUUCCUUAACAUUCUAUUGCGACCUGUGGUGGAAUUGCACUAUAAUAGUUACCUUCAACGUAAAACUCUGGCACUCCCCCAAUGUAUGAGCGCAUAAACGUGAGCGUGAGGGACAGUCGAUAUGUUACAUUGCCGUUUCUAAAUGGAUGUAGUUUAUAGUGUAUGUGUUUUUACCACUGUACUCCCAAAACCGUUGAAUUGUUUCCGCUGUGUUGACAUGUUGGGCUCCAUCCUAUGAUGUUUAUUAUCUCGGUUUGCUCCAUGCACAUGCACACUCUUCAAAAAUCUGUAAGAUGCAGCUGAUGUGUUUACAUGACCACAUAAGCUGCGUUCUCUGGUAGAAACCUGGAUGUGUUAAAGCGCUUUUCUCUUCACUUCCACUCUCUGUUCUGCUGUGGUGGAAUAAGCUUCCAACCUCCACACGAUCUGCUGAUACCAUCUCAGCAUUCAAGAAACAGCUGAAAACACAUCAUCUCCGCAAGUACUUAACCAAUCAAACUUACUAUUUAUUAAAAAAAUAAAAUCCUGGUCUGUCGCUUUCUUUUGGACUAGCAUCUUUACUACUCCAGCCGCUGUGAGAACUUGGUAAUGCGAUACUGAAGAUAUUGUUGACUUUUUUUGUGACGAAUUGCUUAUGUUCCCCAUUUGUAAGUCACUGUGGAUAAAAGCACCUGCUAAAUGACAAUGUAAAUGUAAGUAAAUCCACAAGAAAGGAUGUUUGAAUGCUCAUUCUGAAUUUUCCAAUUCAAAUUCCACUAAAGUCCUAAAUGAGGAACUUUCUUUUGUUUAUGUAACAUUUAUGUAAGUUGAUGGUUUCACUAUGCCUGUAUAGUAGGGUGACCAGAUGACUGAGACAAAAAAUCAGGACACAUCUACCAAUUAAUGGACAAUCCGUUCAAGUUGUGUAAUUUUAUUUGUUCUUCUGGAAAAUAUGUCUCAAGAUGUGGAGCUGCACUUUUCCUAACCAAAAGAAUACAUGAUCCUUUUUUCUUUUUCUUUUUUUUUUUAAAUAAACGCUUGACCGUAUUAAAUGCUUUAGAAAAACAUGCAUCAAUACGCAACUGUCAUGGUUUUAAGAACACCAUAGUGCCCUCCAAUCUUGAUGAGAAACUCCGGGCUCUGGGCUUAAACAGCUCGCUGUGCAGCUGGAUCCUGGACUUCCUGUCAAGCAGACGCCAGGUGGUUAGAAUAGGCAGCAACAUCUCCUCAUCACUGACCCUCAACACUGGAGCCCCGCAGGGCUGUGUUCUCAGCCCACUCCUGUAUUCCCUGUACACACAUGACUGUGUGGCAACACAUAGCUCCAAUGCCAUCAUUAAGUUUGCUGAUGACACGACGGUGGUAGGUCUGAUCACUGACAAUGAUGAAACAGCCUACAGAGAGGAGGUACACACUCUGACACACUGGUGUCAGGAGCACAACCUCUCCCUCAACGUCAGUAAGACAUAGGAGCUUGUGGUGGACUUAAGAAGAAAAGACAGAGAACACAGUCCCAUCACCAUCAAUGGAGCACCAGUGGAGAGAGUCAGCAGCUUCAAGUUCCUGGGUGUCCACAUCACUGAGGAACUCACAUGGUCCAUCCACACUGAAGUCGUUGUGAAGAAGGCUCAUCAGCACCUCUUCUUCCUGAGACGGCUGAGGAAGUUUGGAAUGAACCGCCACAUCCUCACACGGUUCUAUACCUGCACUGUAGAGAGCAUCCUGACUGGCUGCAUCUCUGCCUGGUACGGCAAUAGCACCGCCCACAACCGCAAAGCACUGCAAAGGGUGGUGCGAACUGCCAGACACAUCAUCGGAGGUGAGCUUCCCUCCCUCCAGGACAUAUAUACCAGGCGGUGUGUGAAAAAAGCUCGGAGGAUCAUCAGAGACUCCAGCCGCCUGAGCCAUGGGCUGUUCUCACUGCUGCCAUCAGGCAGGCGGUAUCGCAGCAUCAGGACCCGCACCAGCCGACUCCAUGAUAGCUUCUAACCCCAAGCAGUCAGACUUUUGAACUCUCGAUCUCCCACGAUCAAAUACAUCAGCACUGCACUUUAUUACUCUUACUCUUAUAUCUCACACCGGACUGUCAUAGAUUAUAUUAUUAUUAUUAUAUUAUAUUCUCUCUUAACAACUGACUACCAGCCGACAGCCUGAAUGUCAAUACAGUACAAUACAACCUACUGUACAUUCUAUAUAUACUAUAUAUUCUUUUUUUAUUGAAUAAUGUGUAUCUAUAUUGUGUGUAUUGUAUAUUGUACAGUGUAUGUUAUUUGUAUAUUGUGUUGUGUGUAAUUAUGUGUAUAUUAGACUUUAAAUUGUGUUGUGUUAAUUUGAUGUUAUUGUAAAUUGGUAUAUGUCUCAUCACUGUCACACCUGCUCACCAUUGCACUUGUGUAUAUGGCUGUGUGACAAUAAAAGUGAUUUGAUUUGAUUUUGAUUUAUGUGUUUUUGUUCAUGUUUUGUGUAAAUGUCUUUUAUUUUGGAAGUUUAGUUCCUGUUUUAUAGUCAUUUGUUCCAUGACAUGUUAUUUCCUGUUUCCCUGCCAGGUCAUGUGAUUCCCUGUUUCAUGUCAUGCGGUCCCCUGGUCAUGUGAUUUCAUGUUUCCAUCCCUGUUCAUGUGUCUUGCUUUCAUUGGUUUAUUGUCUUGUUACCUUGUUAUCAGUUCUGUCUUGUCAUUGGUUAUCAUUGUCAUGUUUCUCCCUUGUCCAUGUAUUUAAGCCUCAUGUUUGCCAUUGUCCAUUGUCAGGUAUUGUAAGUGUAACAUUGUUGGAUUGGUCAAGUCUAGUUUAGUCAAGUUUAUGUUUUGUUCCAUGUUUGGAUUUACGGUUGUUGGAUUUCACGUAUGUAAAUAAACUGCACCUGGGUUCUAACUUCAUCGUCUUCGUCAGCCUGUCUUUACCAGCAACGUUACAGCGACAGCCAGAUUUAUCUAAGGAUGUGAAGCGCAUCUUCUCAUUUCUAAUUUCUUUGACCAAAAAUUUAAGACACGGAGAACUUCAGAAACAACGAUAGUUAUUGUGCCCACAGACAGCGCAGAUUCACUGGCUUUUUACUAGCAUGUCAGUUUGCAGUGGACAAACUUUACCUGGGUAAUAAAUAAUUCUGUAAUCUUUAUUGGCACUGAUAUGCCUGUUUCGGAUGGGAUUAAAAUCAAUGAGAAGCUCUGGUAAUUAUUACAUUGCCCCACAUCCCCAUAUAAAACUAAUCUCAUCCGAAUAGGGUUUAUGACAUCACAUGGCUUGUUGAUACAGGGUUGCAGUUUUGCUGACAUUAUGUCAUAGGUUUUUAGGAAGGGGACACAUUUUCUGUUACUUGAUUACCUUCACCUGUGCUGUUUAACUAUUAUCAUCCCUCCCUGGUUUUUGGCUUCUAGCAGUUGAGAA